AUGAAUUAUUUUUUGAAAGAUCAUAACGGUUGUGCAGCUAAAAGGGUGGUUAGCCAAUAUAUUGGAAGGAGUGCAAAAGGCAUAAAAAGAUACGAGAAAAACCUUUCCACUUUUAGUGCUGCUACUAAGGAUAGUAUAAAGGAAUGCAUAAACGAUGUAUGCAAAAGAAGAAAAUAUUUUACUACGUUAUCUUUUUGCAGUAAUAAGAGUAUAUUAUGUGAAAACAAAAAUAUUUUGUGGGAAAAAAUUAACAUUAAACAAGGGUCUCCAUUAGUAAAUAAAAAUAAUAAUUUUCUUUUUUUUUCAACUAAUAAAAAAAUAAAAAUUAUACAUCCAGGAAAAAUAAGAAAUGUAGCAAUUAUUGCACAUGUUGACCAUGGGAAGACAACACUCGUCGAUAAGUUGUUAAAACAAGGUGGUGAAGAAACUAAUAACGAAAGAGUCAUGGAUCAUAAUGACUUAGAAAAAGAAAGAGGUAUUACUAUAAUGUCCAAAGUGACCAGAAUAAAAUAUGAUGAUUAUUUUUUUAACAUUGUUGACACACCUGGUCAUUCAGAUUUUGGUGGAGAAGUAGAACGAGUUCUUAAUUUAAUUGAUGGAGUAUGUUUAAUUAUUGACGUAGUAGAAGGACCAAAAAAUCAAACAAAAUUUGUUCUUAAAAAAUCACUUUUAAAUCCGAAAUGUAAAAUUAUUGUAAUUAUGAAUAAGUUUGAUAAACCUAGUAAUAUGAAAAAAAAGGAAGAAAUUGAAAAUGAAAUAUUUGACUUGUUUGCUGAUUUAAAUGCCCCAGACGAAUUAAUGAAUUAUCCCAUUCUCUAUGCAUCUGCCAAAAAUGGAUGGUGCACUGAAAAUUUCGAUGAUGCAAAGCAGAAUAAAUGUGAACACAAUAAUGUCCUAGUCAUAUUUAAAAAAAUUAUAGAAUAUUUUGAUGCCCCAUUGACUUUAUCCUCCUCCAGUGAUAUUACAUCAUCAGAUGUGAAUCCAUCUAUGGAACCUGAAAAGAUGCUUACAUCGGACAUAAACAAUUCGAACGAGCCUUCAAAAUGCAAAGAAAUCAUUGGAAAAAAUUCAAACACAAAUAGGUGUGCAGAUUCCAAACUAACUGAAACCAGAAUUAUGAGCGAACCAUUCAGUAUGCUUGUUAGCCUUAUAGACCACCAAGAAGGAGUUGGCGUUACAGUUACAGGAAAAAUAUAUGGAGGAGUUAUAAAAAAAGGAGAUACUAUUAUUGUGAAAAAUGAAGAAAAUAAAAUAAAAGGAACUUCCGUAAUUAAGAAUAUAUUUUAUAUGAAAGGACGGAAAAUAGAAAAUGUUAAUUUUGCUAGUGCAGGAGAUAUUGUAAAUAUUUCUUUUUCUAAAGGUGUUACGCCAUCAGUUAAUGAUACCCUAUCAUCUGAAGAAACUGUUUCAAGUUUGAAGGCAAGACCAAUUGAUCCUCCAGUUCUAUGCCUAAAAAUUUCUCAAAAUACAAGUCCAUUAACAGGAAAGGACGGAAAACACAUAACCUUGUCAUCUAUUGGAAACAGACUUAAAAGAGAGGCAGCUAUAAAUGUAGCAAUUGAAAUUAACGAAUCAGAAAAAAAGGAUAGUUAUGAAGUUAAAGGAAGAGGUGAAUUGCAAUUAGGUAUAUUAAUUGAAAAGCUAAGAAGAGAAGGAUAUGAAAUGACUAUAUCUUCACCAAAUGUUAUAUACAGAAAAGACGAAAAAGGAAAUUUAUUAGAACCUAUUGAAGAAUUUCAUAUUACUAUACCAUCUACAAUUAGUUCUAAUAUAAUUGAAAAAUUAAAUACAAGGAAGGCCGAAAUUUUAGAUAUUAUAAAUGAUGAUAAUGACAAUACUUUUAUUAAAUGUAUAUGUCCAUCUAGAAAUUUUUUUGGCAUGAGAUCAUAUCUACGUGAUGUAAGUAAAGGAACAUCGAUAAUUAAUUCUGAAUUAAGAGAAUAUAAAAAAAGACAAACAUCGUAUAAAUCUGAUAGAAAUGGUGUAAUCAUAUCUUCAUCCAAUGGAACUACAACUGCUUUUUCCUUAGAUCCUAUUCAGUUAAAAGGAAAUUUAUUUGUAAGUGAAAAUUACCCAACUUACGAAGGUAUGAUAAUUGGUGAACAUUUCCUAAGUAAUGAUAUUGAAAUGAAUGCUGUCAAAGUCAAACCAGUACAACACUUAAGAAAUAAAGGACAUGAAGAAGCCAUCAGGAUAAAUUAUAAAAAUAUAACUAUUGAAUAUGCACUCUCAUUUAUUCAAGAUGACGAAGAAAUAGAAGUUACUCCAAAACGAAUUGUUAUGCGAAAAAAAAUUUUAAAUACAGAACAAAGAAAAACUGCAAAUAGAAAGGCCAAAGUUUGUUAA
Molecule: messenger RNA, 2346 nt
Organism: Plasmodium gonderi
Lineage: Eukaryota; Apicomplexa; Aconoidasida; Haemosporida; Plasmodiidae
Product: GTP-binding protein TypA
Exons: 1
Coding region: 1-2346 (781 amino acids)
Cellular component (GO): cytosol; ribonucleoprotein complex
Molecular function (GO): GTP binding; GTPase activity
Source: RefSeq, a predicted model, not a curated record